Patiria miniata (bat star) is the source of this 19077-nucleotide messenger RNA. RefSeq lists its product as uncharacterized. Gene Ontology annotation, cellular component: membrane. The record is from RefSeq and is a predicted model, not a curated record. Gene Ontology annotation, biological process: homophilic cell-cell adhesion. The transcript has 100 exons. Gene Ontology annotation, molecular function: protein binding; calcium ion binding. Bases 39 to 17990 code for a protein of 5983 amino acids. Lineage: Eukaryota; Metazoa; Echinodermata; Asteroidea; Valvatida; Asterinidae.
UGGAUGAGUAUUUCUCCCGUGCUGCCCUGAAGAAGAUAAUGCAAUCCACUGCAGAGGAGCUACUGAAGGCAGGCACAGAAGCUGCAUUGAACUUUGUCCUGGAUGAGCUUGGCAUACCAAAAGAACUAUUAAACGGUAAGGAGCCCUGUCCAACCCCAGCCAGUUUGAGUAAAACCCAGCUGAUUGCAACAUUGGAGGAGAGACACCUUGACGCCACAGGAACUAGGAUGGAGAUGGAAGCCAGACUAUCUCACGAUGAUAGAACUUGUCAGUUCUUCACACUGCCGGCGUUCCCCCCGGAGCUGGCCAAAGUGGCCUACUGCUCCCUGAGUGAGAACUGCCUCCGUCUGGACUGCUGUCUGGAACUCAACAUCGAGGACCUGAAAUUCCGCCGCUCGUUCAAUGCCUUUGUGGAAGUAGAUGCCUGUGAUUUCACUCUCUACGUUGCCUUUCAGCACUUGCAGUACAAGAAGUUGCUGCUGAGCUACGAAUGGGGCAAGAAAGAGCAGCAGAUCAUUGCUGGUCCCAUCACCCUGAGCUACUCCAUCAACAAACUGGACGCUGAGAAGGUGUUUGAGAUAGACUUUGGGGCAUCUAUCUGUCAGAGUGCCGAUAAUUGCAUCUUUGAUGUGGACAUCAUCCAGGACUACAGGGUUCCAAUUCCAUUCUGCAAUGCCAACUUCUCAUUCUCCUUACCUGGUGGAGACACUCUGAGAGAUUUUGUGACUCAAGUCGGCAAGGGUGCUGGACAGCAAGCAAUCAACAUCUUACUGGAGUACAUCGGGCUCAGGGAUAAGAUUAAUGAUGGAGCAUGCGACAGGACAGCGCUGAUAGCACCAGAUGAAGAAGUAUGCACUGAUGUCAGCCUGCCAUCACUGCCCAGUGGAGUGACGUGUGAGUUUGCACAUCGCUGCCUUGGUGUGCGAUGCUGCACUGAACUGGAUCUUGAAAUCACUGUCUUGUCAGUCAACAUGUGGCUAAUUCUAGAUCCCUGCGAAUUCACGCUGUCCUUUGGGUUGGGAAUGUGGUCCUUGACGUUCACCAUAUUUGACUACCACUGGGGUACCCAGGAAGAGUUGAAGAUUGGCAAAGCCUUGACCCUGAUCUACACCAUUGACAAGCUGACUGAGGACAAGGUGUUUGUAUUGGACCUAGCACUGUCCCUGUGCCUGCCAGACUCAGACUGUGACUCGCCCUCUAUUGACAUCCUCAAGAAGACCAGAGUGCCGAUACCACUCUGCAACGAGAACGCUACAUUCUCACUUCCUGGGGAUGGAACUAUCAAGGGUUUCUUGGAGAUGGUCGGCCAGAAUGCUGCUGAAUCUGCCGUGGAUGCAAUUCUGGAGCAUCUAGGACUGUCUGAAUACAUCAGCCGUGAACCAUGUGUCCGUCCACAAGUUACUCAGAAUGGUUGGCAGAGAAUUUGUCCCAGAGAUGUCAGACUUCCCCACCUGCCCCAAAACCUGAUCUGCACCCUUCCAGAGAAGUGUCUAGGGUUCGAUUGCUGUCUGGAGCUUCCCAUCCCAGGGAUCAGUCCCAUCAGCACCCAGGUCUCCUUCAUCUUUGAUCCCUGUAACUAUCAGCUGGCGGUCAGUUUAGGCAGCUGGAGACUGAAUCUGCAAAUCUUGUCCUAUCAGUGGGGUCAGCUGGAAGAAAUCACCAUUGGAGAUCCUAUCACUCUGAGUCUGACCAUCGACAAGUUAGAUGCCCAGGAAUCCUUCCAGAUCUCUCUGGACAUCGCCAUCUGCAUCGACAGUGACUGUACAACCACACCAGUCCUUCAGGAUUCCCUGGUACCUAUCCCAUUCUGUAAUCUCAAUGCUUCCUUUGAGCUGCCAGGGGAUGGCAGCUUUGCAGGUCUUGCCCGGGAGCUCGCCGGGAACGUCGGGGAGUUGGCUAUUCAGGCUGGUCUCCGAAAACUAGGAAUCCAGCAAUAUGUGAGUAACCAGCAGUGUGAUAUGGAGGUCCUUGCCCCGAGUGAAAAUAAAUGUCCAAUUCUGAGAGUGCCACCUCCAAACAACUUCCUGACCUGCACAGUGGAUGACCGCUGCCUGGGCCUGACAUGCUGCGCCUCGCUUGACCUGGUCUUCACUCGGCUGUCCACCACCGCUUACGCCCUCCUAGACCCCUGUGAAUUCCAGCUGUCUGUCGGGCUGGGGUCCUGGUCCAAGAAUCUCACCCUCUUUGAAUACGACUGGGGAGUGGAUAAAGUGCUGGAUAUCAGUGACUCUGUCUACAUAGCAUACAAUGUUGACAAGCUGAGUGAGCAGAAGGAGUUCCUUAUUGACCUGUCAGUAACCCUGUGCAUAGAUGGCACCUGUCGACCAAUCCACCUGCUGCAGGCAGCUCAUGUACCCAUACCGAUCUGCAACCCCAAUGCCACCUUCACCCUACCUGGCAAUGGCACCAUCGGUGACUACCUGGAUUACUUGGGAGAUGAAGUCACGGAUGCAGCUAUAGACCUAUUGCUGGACUAUCUCAACCUCAAGAACUAUCUCUCCAGGAAUCCUUGCAGUUUGCCUCCAGCAUUGCCGGCUGGUAAUGACAGUUGUCCCGUGCAGUUUCCACCCACCCCUCCCCAGUUGUCUUGCCGUAUCGGCAGCCGUUGCACGAGUCUCCACUGCUGUCUGAAUCUAGACUUGAAGGUGACUCAGAUCAGCUCCAAGGCCUGGUUUAUCAUCGACCCCUGUGGCUAUACACUGUCUGUCGGGCUAGAGUUGUGGUUCUUCAACAUAUCGUUGUUUUCUUACGAGUGGGGAGCCAUGGAAAGUUUCAUGAUUGGAGAUGCUCUUGAUGUGAAGUUUUCCAUUGACAAGCUUGACACCACCAAGGAGUACGAAGUAGAUCUGGCCUUCUCUCUCAUCAUCGAUGGCAUCACUACAGACUUCCCCAUCAUGGCUGACCAGAGAAUCCCAAUACCUCUGUGUAAUGCCAACUUCUCCCUGGCGUUGCCUGGAGAUGGCUCGGUCAAAGGUUUCCUGAAGGAGCUGGGAGACAAUGUGGGACAGGCAGCCAUCCAGCUGGUCCUGACAAAGUUGAAUCUUGAGGAUAUUAUCACUGAAGAGACUUGUGAGUUACCACCGGCAGUGGCAACUAGUAGUCACUGCCCUACGAUCUCCUUACCUUUCCUGGAGAAUGUUGUCCAAUGCACCAUCGACGAUCACUGUCUUGGCAUCCAAUGCUGCAUCCACCUUGACUUUGUCAUCACUGAACUCAUGCUGAGUGCAAGGAUUCAAGUCGACCCUUGCAACUUCCAACUGUAUGUGGCCUUUGAGAACUGGGAACUGAACAUCACUCUCUUCAGCUACACAUGGGGGAAAAUGGAAACAACAGAACUGGGAAAUGCCAUGAAAUUAAGUUAUUCCAUUGACAAGCUGACAGCGCAGAAAGUCUUCUCUGUGACGCUGAACGUGAUGUUGUGCAUUGACGACACCUGCACCAUGACUCCAGUACUAGACCAUGUCUGGGUCCCUAUACCCCUGUGCAAUAUCAAUGCCACAUCAUUCACCUUACCUGGUGAUGGCACAGUGGGGGGAUUUAUAAGAGAUCUCGGCGGUCGCAUCGGAAACUCUGCCAUUGAUCUGGUGCUGGAAAAGUUUGGCUUGAGUGAGUAUCUCCACACUGGUCAGUGUGGCAUAGGAACGCCAGGGACAUUGAGGAGUACCUGUCCAGCUGUUGACGUCACCCAGCUCCCCGACUUCCUCUCUUGCACUGUCAGCGACUCCUGCCUGGGCAUCCAAUGCUGUCUGGAGAUGGACUUGAAGAUAACAACUCGCAGCGUCAAUGCCUGGGUCAUCCUGGACCCUUGCAACUUCACCCUGUCUGUGGGCUUUGAGAAGUGGGAACGUAGUGUGACCUUGUUCCAUUACCCACUGGGUGAUGUCAUGGAGGAAGUUGUGAACAGUGUGCUGAGAGUCAGAUGGCGCGUGGCAAAGAUCACUGAGGAAAAGCAGUUUGAGGUGGACUUGUCCCUAGUCCUCUGCAUAGAUGGAGAAUGUGACACACUGAUCUUAUUGGAGGGCAGUCGUUUCCCAAUACCGUUGUGCAACAGGGAGGCUUCUUUCACUCUGCCUGGAGAUGGCACCAUAUCAGGCUUUUUGGAUUACCUCGGUGGUAAUAUCGGUCAGUUUGCCAUAGAUGCAGCCCUGCGUCAUCUUAAUCUGGGCAGCUUUCUAACAGGACAGGCAUGCACCUAUCACAGACAAGAUGUCUGUGCCAGUUCCUCAAGUAUCCUAGGCAACUGCACUGUGAUUGGUGAGACGUGCACAGAGCUGCGAUGCUGCCUGGACCUGGACCUGAAGAUAGCUGAUGUCUCGGCCACGGCGUGGUUCAAGUUUGACCCCUGUGACUUCACCUUCUCGUUGGGUCUAGAGAAGUGGUCGUUCCAUGGGUCCGUCUUCAGCUAUCAGUGGGGAGAGGAAAUGACAGAGUCCAUAUCUUCUGUAAUGAACUUGAGAUAUUCUAUUGAUAAGCUGAACGACACCAAAGAGUUUGAGAUCAGCAUGACCCUAGAAUACUGCGUCGAUGGACUGUGCUCUGACAUCAACAUAGAGCAUAACAUCCCCAUUCCUAUCUGCAACCCAGGCUUCAGCAACUAUACCCUCUCUGCUGAUGGUUUCGUAGAAACUCUAUCGGGACAGGUCAUCCAAGGAGCAACACUGGCUCUUCUAUCUCGGCUUGGAAUCGCCCCAGACUUCUUCAGUGAUGCACCGUGUGUCAACCCCGCACCCCAGUCCUAUGGCAAUUGCCCCAGCAUGCAGGUUCCCAGUAACCUGACCUCCCUGGCUCACUGUGGCAUCCUCAACACUUGCUUUGGCAUGCAUUGCUGCCUGGAUGUGAACCUUGGACCGCUGAAUCACUCAUUCAGUGCCUCUUUGGAGAUAGAUCCAUGCCUGGGCCAGCUGACCCUACAGUUUGGCAACUGGCAGUACAGUAAAUCCCUCUCACACCUGGACUUUGACACCAGUCAGGAGAUUACCAUUGGAAACUUUAUAACACUUGGAUACACACUGGCUCUCAUGGAUGGUCAGAUAUCAGUCAGUCUGUCUAUAGAUGCCUGCAUCGAUAGUCAUUGCACAGGACAACUAAUGAUCUUAGAUGGUGCGUUAUCUCCUCUUCCUAUGUGCUUUCCCAACGGAACCAUCUCCUGGAAGAAUUUACCAGGUAUAACCUCCAUUUCUCAGUUGGGAAGCCUGGAUGCUGGAUUCGAGGCUGUUGCUCAGGCUCUUGGCUUACCAUCACGUCUAGUCUCGGCCUCACCUUGCCCACCAGUCAUCCUGCCUGGCCAGUCUGGAGCAUGUCCGCACCUUCCCUCUCUGCCCACCCUUCCAUCAGGGGGUGUAUGUCACUAUUCAGAUACCUGCCUGGGGGUGGAGUGUUGUCUAGCAGUAGACCUCGGCAUCAUCAGUCGCACCCUGAGGGCCUGGCUGAUCGUAGACCCCUGUGAUUUCAAACUGAGCGUUGGAUUUGAGAACUGGAGUUACAAUGUCACUCUUUUGAGUUACAAGUGGGGCAAAGUCACAAGGGAAAGGCUGAGUGAUGUGGUCCUGCUCACCUUCACCGUCGACAAGACCACAGACAACCGUAACUUCCUCCUCUCCCUCUCCCUGCAACUCUGCAUCGCUGGAGUCUGUGCUCCUGACAUUGUCAUCCUUCAGGGCUUCACAGCACCGAUACCAUUCUGUAAUCCUAACGGCACUUUGGAGUGGGCUCAAGACUUGGUUGGUGGCAUUGGUGACUAUGCUAGUGGCCUGGUGGUGAACCGUCUCGGUGUCAGCACUGAUGUUCUCCUACCUCAACCAUGUAGCGGUCCACCAGAGCAGAUCACACCGACAACAACAGGCUGCAGUUCCCUCUCUCUGCCAUCUUCCAUCGCCCAGUACUGCUCCCUGGACCAGUCCUGUCUCGGGGUGGGUUGCUGCUUGAACCUUGACCUGGGCGUAGUUCAGAGGUCAUUCUCAGUCUGGAUGAGGCUGGACCCCUGCGCUCGCACCUUCUCAUUUGGCUUUGAGAAAUGGAGUCACACAGAGAUGCUCAGCAUACAACUAUUGCAGUCUCAUUCCUUUGAGAAAAAGCUAGGAGAUUUGAAAAUCAGGUAUGACGUGGAGCGUCCCCACAAUACUAUCUAUGACGUGGAUCUAGACAUCAGCUUGUGCUGGCAGGGUGUGUGUGAUGAACCCAUCGUCAUUCUCAGAGAUGCAAUGUUCUCAGGAUCACAUUGUGCUGAUCAGCAAGGCGGAGGCAGCAGCACAAGGAGGAAGAGGAGAAGUGUGGACGACCUUACCAGUGAAUCUGCCGAGGGAAUGGACAGCAUGGAUGAGGUGACAGAUAACCCUAUAGACAAGGCCAGGGCAUACUUUAAGACUAUUCUUAGUAAAAAUUCCACCUCAUAUUCAGCAGAGGAAAACACCAUGACAAAGCUGCAGCCAGAGAAAGUGGUCAAGCCCAGGAUUCCUGAAUCAGGCACAUCAAGCCGUCGCUCCAUGGGUCUACUCGUCUUUGGUAACGAAGACGAAACGUCUGUACCAAGCAGAAAGAGAAGGGACGUAGCACUCUCAGGGAUUUCAGGGGGAGCUAGUUUGUUGGACCUUAGCCUGGCUGUCAGUGCUACAUGGCAAGGAAACGUUAUCAUCGGUGGAGGAUUAACAUUGAAAGGUCUUGAUGCUCUCGAAAAGCGCAUAGCCAACAUGACCAUUGGGGAGUUGGAAGCAAUGCUGGAUCUUCAGAACAUCGACCCGAUCGUUGUGGUUCAAUUGAUGAAGGACUUACGCUCUCUUUACAGAACCUUUACAGAAGAACUGAUUGAUGUAGUCACUGAAGGCAUUGCCGAAGAUGCGUUCGAGCAGUUUGACAUUGUGCUGAGUGGCAAAAUUACUUACCCGCUGAAAGACGGGGUGUAUUUCGAGAAAUCAUACACGACCGUCCUUGGUGGUUUUAUAAGGCUACAGUUCUAUGUUGAAGCUGGUGGUUUCUGUGAAAUGGAGAUACCAAUGUCUGUCUACUUUGUUUCAAUGCAUGCCACGGGUGGGGUGAUACUAUCAGCUGGAGCAUAUGCAACAGCCGGCGUUCGUAUAUGUCUCGGGCCGAUGUGUGGAGAGAUGGAACUCACUGCAGAGAUGCUCAGAACUACCUUCCCCACAACAGCUGAGAUAUUCUUCUCAAAGUUUCCAUUGGAUGUUGGGUUAAAAUUGGAAGUAGAAAUGAUCCCACUUACCCUUGUCCUCAGAGGCAAAGUGACCGUCAACUACGUUUUUGGAAAGAAAACGCUUUAUAAGAGGGACUUGUGGCGCUACCAAACUCGACCGAUUGGUGGCACCAUAUUCCACAUUGAGACCAAGGAUCCUGACCCAUCACCACCAGAGAUCUCAGAAUAUUCCUCUCAGGAUGUUGCAGCCAGAAGUGCAGGAGGGAACAACUGCGGCGUGGAGCAGGUUCCUGGGCUAGACUACACAGAGCCAGCCUUCCAGCUAGAGAUGGUCGCAGCUGAUGACAAGAGCAUAGUCACGUUCUUCUACCAGGUCGGCACAGCACCAGGAGGCAGCGAUGUUCUCACUAGGACAGAGUUUGGAGGACCCUCAGCCAUCAUCUCACAAAUUCUGCUAGGAGGCCAUCCUCUCCACUUCACCGUUCAUGCCAUGAACAACGGGGGAGGCACCGCCACGGCUACCUGCAGCCUGCCGACCUUUGACAUCACUCUGCCGACGGGUCGCAUCACGCCAGACUUCACCUCCACCAGUCACCCGUACAUACUCCGUGCCGCGGCUGUGGUGUACGACGAUUCUGUCCUCUUGAUGCAGAAGGAAGGGGUCGGGUUCGGCCCCGAAAUCUGGGGCGAUCAGAUUGUACCGUGGAAUACCAUUGAUCUCACAGAGAAGGAUGAAAUUGGAACAUUGGACAAUGACCUUGACUACUUCACCGCUGCCAAAAAAGGCCGCCUCAUCUCCAAGCCAACGUCGACUAUCAUCCAUCGCAACCCCAACUUCUGUGCGAGGGACUGCCUGGCCCUCCCAGAAAGCAAAUGUCUGAGUAUCAACUACGACUAUCGGGACUUCACCUGUGAACUGCUGGAGGAGAUUGAGGGUCAUGGGGUCGAAGUUCAUGAGUCGGGACUCUUCACCCAUUAUGAGCGCCUCGGUGUGGGUCACGCUGUAGAGUUCAACCACGAGUCCCUCCGACUAGACCACACCAACCUCUACUACUUCAACAUAGAGCUGCUGAACUACGUGGCGUAUGAGAACAUAAUUUCGUCCGUUGGCAUCGUAGCGGACUUCACAACACCGGAGCCAGGGCUGAUCAUGAAUGGGACCAGGGAUGAGGUGGUGCGUGAAGCGUGCGUGGAGUUCACACCAGAAGAAUGGGAGAGACGAUGCAUUGAAGACACACCGCUAGAUAACCAUCGGUAUAUCACUGAUGGUUCUGGUUCUAUGACAGUAUUCAACGGCCAUGAGGAACUAGUGGAUAUGCUGUAUACCCGAAGCAAUACCUUCAUGGCAGCCAACUGGGAUGGUUUCCAUGACAACGAGACCGGUAUUUACGGCUACACCUGGUCCAUUGGUUAUGCUGUCUGUGAGGAUGAUGUCAGCAUUCACAUUGAUCCCCACGCUCAUCUGUUUGAUGAGUCAGAGUGGACCCACGAGGGACUAGUUGUCAAUGUCAACCUGCCAGAUGAUGCAUACUUCAUCACGGUGCGUGCUCUCAACAAGGUAGAGUUUGGCGGUCCUAUGGCUCUCACUGUGUGUCACACCACUCCUCUGAUUGUUGACAAUUCUCCGCCCAUCAUUUACAGCAUCGAUGGCAUCACCUAUGACUCCUCCAUUGGUAGAAUUGGAUUGCAGGUCAACGCAACCGAUCCGGACUCUCAUCUGUUUGAGUAUCACCUAGCAGCAGGCAGGACUCCUAGGGAUAAGUCACUGCGUGAUUGGGAGGCUCACGUCUUGGCUGAACAGCUCUUCAUGGACUUCAAGAUACCCAACGGCAUACCCUGCUGGGUUAAAGUCAGAGCAGUCAACAACGUCGACCUAAGAACUAUCGAUCACGCGGAUGAGCCCAUUCUGGUUGAUGACAGUCCACCCAUCGCUGGUGACCUGUUUGAUGGACCCUAUGCUGGACGAGAUCUGGUCUUUACCAAGGACAGGAAUGAGAUUUGUGCCAACUGGCACAAUUGGUAUGACCCCGAGUCUGGGAUCUUCUCCUACCUGUGGGCGGUAGGGACCCAGCCUGGCCUGAGUAACAUGGUGGACUUUAUUCAAGUUUCUCGCCACGAGCACAGCGCCUGCUCUGGCUAUGUGACCCUACAGCACGGGGAGACGUACUACUCAACGCUGGUAGCCUUCCAUGGUGGAUAUGAUAAACUCAACGUGUCUGCUUCUUCGGAUGGAGUGACUGUGGAUCUGACUCCACCACUACAAGGCAGUGUCUAUGACGGCCUGCUGCCUGGACCUACUGAUUUAGAAUUCUCCUCAAAGCCAGCCACAGUGGAGGCUCAGUGGCAAGGAUUUUCUGAUCCUGACUCUGGUAUCGAUGACUACCAGGUUACAAUCUAUCGCAAGCACGAUGGCAGCUCUAAUGACACCAAUGACUUUGAGGUCAUCCAUGAGGCAGAGGCAGUAGGCAGUGAGACAGCCUCCAUUGAGUGGCAUCACUUCCAUCUCCGUCACAAGGACCAGGUCUAUGUCAACCUGCGCACCAUCAACCAGGCACUGAAUCACAUUGAUGCUCCAACGGAUGGGUUCUUGGUAGACCUGACCCCUCCGAUGCUGAGAACUCUUGGAGAUGGACUGAUGGUGGGUGAAGAUGCUGACUUCCAGGCAAAUUUCAACAAUCUCUCUGUACAUUGGGACUACUUUGACGAUGAGUCUGGCAUUGAAUCCUUUGAGUUGGCUAUAUACGAGAUGCGACAAGGGAAAAAAAUCAAGAUCUUUCCCGCAGACUCAAACCCCAACAGCUUUGAAUUAAUACCGGACGCCAACGCCAAGUCCCACACACAGACCGGUCUGGCAUUGCGCAGCGGGUCUAUCUACAUCACACAUGUUAAGGCAAAGAACCAGGCUAAACUGGUAGCCUCUCACGAGACCAGUGGUAUCAGGGUAGAUCCUACUCCUCCAUUGAUGAGAUAUGUCCGCGGAGGCAAUCUGGACGGGGAGGUUGAAGAAGUCGUCAAUGGAUAUUUGUAUCAGAACAGUCGCAGCACCAUCCAGGCCUCCUGGCUGGCUGUAGAUGGACAGAGUGGCAUCAAAAGCUACUGGGUGUCAGUGGGAACUGCUCCAUAUUCUGAAGACAUCCAACAUUUCUCCUCCCUGGGCCCCAAGAGCGAUGGUAUCAUAUCAGACCUGAAUCUCCAACUGACCGACCCAUCAACAUGUAGUGAUGAGGCGUUCACCGUGGAUUGUCGGCCUGUCUACUACGUGUGUGUCAAGAGUCAGAAUGGUGCAGGGGCAUUCAGUGAUGUCAUCUGCUCCUCACCAAUCAGAGUGGUGGAGGAAGAUCAGACAGGUUACGUUACUGAUGGUCCAACCAUGCUACAAGAUAUCGAUGCACAGCAAGAGAGAACUACCGUCACUGUCUGGUUUGAUGACUUUGAGAGUGAGUUGCAUGGCAUAUCUCACUAUGAAUGGGCAGUGGGUACAACCCCUGGGGGUGAGGAUAUACAACCUUUGACCUCAGAUGGCAUAGUGCCUGGCGGUGAUGAAGGGGAACCAGGACUGGCUGCCAAGGGGAAGGCCCAGUCCCCUCUGCCCCUCCAGCACGGAGUGACUUACUACAGCACACUACGAGCCAUCACCAAUGCAGACAAUGUCUUAGAAUCCACAUCCAGUGGCUUCACAGUGGACAUCACUCCACCAGAGAUUAUGAUCACUGACCUGGGCCAGUACGAUGCAAGCGUGGACCUGAGCCUAGAAGGCGGUAGAGUCCUGUAUCAACCCAACACAGACUCCAUCGAUGGCACAUGGGAUGCCACAGACGGAGAGAGUGAUAUUACUGCUACCUAUUUCUCCAUGGGCCAGUACCCAGGAGGAAGCGAUGUGUAUCCAGUCACACCAACCAACAAAUCCUACGUUCCAUUAGCGCUGAUAACUCCUACAGAUAUAGGGCUGCCCAAUAUUCUCACUGUACGCGCAAUCAACAGCGUUGGGCUGAAGCGGACUGUUUAUACCACUAGUAUGACUGCUGACAACACGCCGCCUAGUGUUGGUCAGGUCCAGUGCCCUGCUUUCAUCCAUGCCAACAGUGCCCUGUUGUGUAGCUGGUCUGAUUUCCUGGAUGCUGAGUCAGGCAUUGGCCACUACCGCAUGUCUGUUGGCACAGCACAGGGUCUUGACGAAGUGUUCCUAUCCGGUGACCUGCCCGGGCAUCUUUCUCACUACAGCAUCAAAGAUCUGAAUCUGAUUCACAACAAAGUCUACUAUGUCACGGUGGAGGCCUUCAAUGCUGUCAACCAAAGCACAAUGGCAUUCUCUGGUCCUAUUGAGAUCGACGAUACACCUCCAUCAUAUGGCCUUGUAGUGGAGCUGUCUGGUGUGUACAGAUACAAUUUCAGUGAUCCUAUCGACCUGCCAGAAUGGGACUGUACAAACGAUGAGGAAUGCUUGAGCUUGGACGGAGAGUGUCUGGAAUCGAUUACCCAGCUGCAGAUCCUGUGGCAGCCGUUCACCGAUGAAGACACCCAGAUCACCAAGUAUGAGGUUGCCCUGGGCACCACACCAGGAGGGUCUCAGAUCAAACCUUUCUACGAGGUGUCCAGGGACCAGACGUCAGAGCUUAUUACCAACAUUGAUCUGAGUAGCAUCCGUAGGGUCUACGCUACAGUAAGAGGCUACAACGAAGCCGGCCUGACUAGCACUGCCGUGUCCAAUGGCAUCUAUGUGAGCCGCUUCAGUGCUGGACUUCAACCUCUCAGACCAUUCCAAGUCAAAGAUGGAAUCACUGAUGUAGACUUGGAAGACUCAGACUUCCAGACCUCGCUGCAUGAGAUGAGCGCAUCCUGGGAUUUCAGCGGGGAUCCGUGUCCAAUGAAGAAGUACGAGUGGGCCAUCUAUAGAAUCGAUGAGCAAGAAAUUCAGCCACUGACUGAUGUUGGAGAGCUGACAUCAGAUUCCAAUACAGACGUCAAAAUGGUAGAUGAUGAGACCUACUACUCCGUCGUGCGGGCUACCAACGCCCUGGGCCUGGCCGUCACGGUCCGAUCUGAUGGAAUCACAGUCAAGCGUGAUCCCUUGAUACCUGGCCAGGUCUAUGAUGGCCUCCUAGUGGGCUUUGAUCUGACUUACCAGAAGGAGACUGAUAGCAUAUCGGCAAGCUGGAAGGGCUUUGGAGAGGGGACACAACCCAAGGAAUCCGUGGAGCAUACAGGCAAUGAUGAAGUUACCAAUGACCAGACCACCCAGCAAACUGUGGAUUACUAUGAGGCAGCUGUUGGUACCGACCGUCGCUACCCCAAGACCAGGGACAACACAGUGCCCUUCACCUACGUCGGUCAGAACACAACGGUCACCUUCAGAAAUCUUGACCUCAAAGCCCUAGACUCUACGUACUACGUGACGGUCAGGGGACACAGCGCUAGUUUCUCCACGGCAGAGGUGACAUCAACUGGGAUCAACGUUGGUGUGGACAGCAAAGUCAUUGUGACUGAGGUUGAAAUCCCAGACUUUGUGAAUUCCCUGUCUGAGGUGGAGCUCCAGUGGGGCAAAUUUGAGUCCACCUUCCCCAUCCUGCUCUAUUACGUCGGCCUGGGCAAACCCUCCCCUGCCUCCAUCCCACCUGAAGACAUGGACUGCCUGGAUAUGCUGUUGGGGACGGCGCAAUCCCAGGCUACCUUCAGUGAGAAGCCCAUGUAUUUUGUGGGCAAAGACACCUUUGUGGAUGUCAAGGGUCUGAAUUUGACGCAGGAAGGAUCCUACUAUGUCACUGUUGUGGGGAUGAAUGAAGCAGGUCAGUGUAACUCCUCUACCAGUCACUUCUCUGUGGAUAUCACUCCACCCGUUGAGGGUCGACUGCGUGCCGGACCGUUCUAUGGCAUGCCUGUGACAUACACGGACAGCAUCGAGUCAAUCCCAUUGGUAUGGGAGGAUUUCAGGGAUGAUGAGAGUGGAAUCAAAUCAUUCAACAUACGUCUCGUGCAAGCUGCGUCAUGUGAUGUCGAAGACGACAACAACACGAUGCCGGUACCUGGCCAGGACUGGUUGGUACUCGGCCCGGAUAUUGGAGAUUUUACAUAUGUGGACUUGAACCUACAGAUGAACCACCCUUACUUUGUCCAGUUGUUAGCUGUCAACCAGGCAGGAGAUAGUAUCCAGACCCAAGUGGGACCCAUCUUUGUUGACUUGUCUGAGCCGACUGCAGGACUGGUGGUUGAUGGAAUGGACUUCAAGAUGGACCUCACUGACAGCGGAGACAGAACCCAAGUUGCUGGCACAAUCCUACACUUGCCCAACCCAGUGGGCCCACCCUGUCCGCUGAGAGACAUUCCCUUCACUGAUCCACAGUGGUCAGCGAUGGACUUCAAGGGACUCUGGAGCAUGAACAGGGAGAACUGGGAACUGGAGUACCAGUCACAACAGAUCUUUGCAUCUGAGGAGAGUUUGACAGUGAAGAUGGAGCGAGACACUCAAGGGCCUCGUAUGCUGUCUGGAGCAUACGUCACCAAUGCACAGAUUGUCAGGAGCUCAGAAUAUGAGUUUGACUUGAAAGCUGCCUCGCCUGACCUGCACAGUGUGACCAGCAUUCUGUUCUGGGAUGGCCCGGAUGGAGUCAUCGGGGAAUAUGACUUUGGUGGACGGGAGAACUGGCAAGAAGGGAUAUGUCAGUGCUGCUAUAUCAAGCCUCUCAACCAGUCUGCCUGCCCGUUGUGCGAUUGUGCAGACUUCUUGGGUGUCACUGAGGACUAUAACGCAACCUAUGCCGUUCCAACUGUCAAAGAGGUUACCACAACCGAAGCCACCAAGCCACUGCUCACCACAGAGGCUUAUAAACCCUGGUCUAUUGAGGAACCAGACGAAGAUGGAGACAGUGUCUCUGACGAGGACAAGGGGAGAUGGAUUCAGCAGAGAGCAUGCGGCUUGCAACUCUAUCCAAACGGCAACGUAUCGCAGGCAGUCUUGUGGUGCCGUUACUUCAAGGAUGAGUGGCCGAUGUCGUCCAGUGUCGUAGAUCUAGACUUUGACCCCUCCGUGGAGGAACGUCAUUAUGCCAUCAACUUCAAGGUUAUGCCCUUCGAUGCUGAGGAGGAUGAGUGGUCGUUUGAAGUUUACAUUGGUGGUAAGCUGCUGUCCUCAGUGACUGGCAUACCUGUCCUGUCCUCAUCCACUAAGCUCAUCCUUCAUGUCUUCAAUCGAGACAGCUACGUCGCUGAGCUACUGGACCCCUUCAAUCCUCCAUCUGUCUCGGCAACACUCAGAAAUAUGAGGAUGCCGCCUGAUCAGAGCAAGCUGUGUCGGUACGGGGCACCAUUCAGGGCUGGAACCAGUCCUGUCUCACGCUACUUUGCUGGUAUCGGCUCUGAAGCAGGGGCCACAGAUAUUGUUGCAUUUGAAGAGGUUGCAGAGCCAUGUGUCCCCUGCAUCAAUCCGUGUGAUCGCUACCAGUGUGAUCCCUCAUGUUCCAUGGACGCUGCACCCAUCACAUUCACACUCACCAACCUCACUCUGCCCAGGCUGGAACUCCUGAAUUGGACCAGCUCUGAUAACAACACCAAUGCAACUACACCUGCUCCUAGGGAAGAGGGACAAGAGUUUCCAUUCUUCUUGACAGUCCAAUCCUACUUAGGCAACGGCAAAUCAGUGAUAGCCUCCUCCAAUGGUUUCUACAUCGAUGACACCCCAGCAGAGCUGGACAUAUUUUUCUACACCGACUCCAACUUCAAUGAGUUUGAGCCCACAUCAUACCAGUCCUCGGCCUCCAUCAUUCAAGUCUUGUGGAGCUUCCUGGACAUGGAGAGUGGCGUAAAGGAGCAUUACUGGGCCAUAGGAACCUCCAGAGGGACCACAGACCUGCAGGACUUUGUCAACGUUGGGCUAAACCAGACAGCUACUAGCAUUGAUCUGACUGGAUUACUACAUCACAACACUACGUACUAUGCGACUCUCAAAGCUAUCAAUGGAGCAAGCUUGGAAGCCAUAGUGGAAUGUGAUGGUGUAACUGUUCUGCUGGAACAGCCUGCUGCAGAUGACGUCAACACCACCUCCAUGUUCAGCGAGAAGUUUAAGGAGGAAGUGUACCCACCCGAUGUGGAGAAGAGCACCGACCCAACCAAGACUGGGACCUCCUGGUCUAAAUCCAAGGAUAAAUCUGUGGCUCGCUAUGAGUACUGCGUGAGUAGCUCCGCCAACCUCCUAGAUGACAUCAUUCCCUGCAUGGUGGUUGGAGGCAACUCCUCCGGCUCCGUGGCCAUCGAGAACGGAUUGAUUAUCAUACGAGCCGGGCACCGGGAGGAGAGAUACAAGCUGGAUGACUUCCAGAUACCCAAGGACACCACCCAGAUAAUUGACAUCCCACCAAAGUUCAAAAUGGAACCUGGCAAGAGUCUCCAUUCUUGGCUGAAGGUGUGCAAUGCGGCCAAACUCUGCGUGACAACACCAGCAGGAACAAGCACUAUACUGGAGGACAGUGAUAUGAUGAUGACGUCACCCAAUGGUACAGACCUCGUCCUGAAAUCAUCGACAGGUCAGAGGAGGAGAAAGAGGGAUAUAGGCAACCACUUUGAUUUCACUGUGGCUACAAAGGGAGGUCUACCCCAGGGUGGUUCACUCAUCCUAGGCCUCCUGGAUGUCAAUAGAACCAACCAGGAAUUCACAUCAGACGCUCCGCUCGAGUAUACACCCUACAUCACUAAUCCCCUGAACACCAUCCAGUACACAUCAAGACUGCUUAGGCACAGGGUACGCUUUGUCUAUGAACCAACAUUCUACAUCACCAGUCUUGGGCAGACAGAGCUGCAUGGACCAUUGGUCAUCAGUCUUACUCUCAGCUCACUGGGCAACUGGACAGACACAAAGGCUAGACUAAUCUACUGGGAUGUUGAUAACGCUGAAUGGCGAGAUGCAGCCAAGACAUGCAGUGAAGUGGAUAAGAUAACUUACACUGAUGAUGGAGCACAAAUCAAUGUUGAGGUUUGUUCUACGAGGUCUCCAUCAGUCUCAUCACCCACAGAGGCGACACGCAAGCGACGCCAGGCAUCAGACCCACCCUUCUUCAGCCGUGAGACCCAUUUUGCACUGGCUCAGGUCACUACUGCCAUCCCAAAUAACCCGCCGGAAAUCUCAGAUCUGCCUGAAUACUUCUACAUGAAUGAGGACCAAGGUACUUUGGUCUACACACUUCUAGUAAGCGACCCCGAGGAUGACAUCCUUGCUUUUGAGGUUGACCAGAUUGGAGACCUGAGAGGAGAAGCUAAUAUCACCAAGGAUGGAGUACUGAGCUUCACACCAUGUCUGGAUUGUCAGGGGACCGCCACCCUGCAAAUCACUGUGAGAGAAGUUCAGACCUUUGCUGAGAUAGCGCCCCUGUCUACCACUGUCAACAUUUUUAUUGAGGUCAAGCCUGUCAAUGAUAACCCGACCUUGUUCAGUGCACAGGAUGGGAGCAUUGUUGGAAAUGGGCGGAAUGCUCUGCUCAUAGUUGAGCAGAACACCGGGUCCAACGUCGCCUACAAGGAUCUGACUCUUGUGCUUGGAGCCUAUGACCCUGACAUCAACGAUAACCUGACCAUUAUAACUCAGCCUCCAUCGUAUGGAACCCUGGAAGAAACACACCAGUCGGAAGAAGUACCCUCAACCCAGAACUGCAGUGAGCCCUCUGUUGACAGCGAAGAGCCAACCAUCCCUUGUGGACUUGAGGUACCGCAUGACGGGGAGGACAUGAGUUGGACAACAUCCAUGUACACCUAUGCUCCAAACCCUAACUACCACGGCAGGGAUAGUUUCCUUGUCUUGGCGGAGGACCUGUCUGGAGCCAUGUCUCAGAUACUAGAGGUACAGAUUGCCGUGCUGACUAACCCUUGCAUCCAUGAAGGCAUCUGCAGAGGUCCUACUGAAGACCCUAAUUGUACCUCCCCAGCAAGAAGUAGCAGUUUUGAGUUCUACUUCUGUGCCUGUCAGCCCGGCUGGGUGGGCGACAUCUGCCAGACUGAUUACGAUGAGUGUCAGUCCACACCGUGUGAAUACCCAUACGUCUGCUAUGAUCACCUCGAUGGAUUUGCGUGUGCGUGUCCGCUGAAUGAUCCGGUGUGCGACGACCUGCAUUGGGCAGCUAAGGUAGCCCUUGGUGUGGUCUGCAGUCUUCUUAUCCUGUUCAUCAUUGCUGCUGUGGUCUUCAUUGUGUACAAGAGGCAUCACGCCAAAAAAUGGAAUGAAAUGUCUGAGCCUGAUGAUGGCAGCACCUCCAACCUUGCUGUUGAUGCUUCCAUAUUUGCUGUCGGCCCUGGUGAGUUCAAAGAUGGCGACAGUGAUGAGAACCAGCCUAGUACCAGCAGUAGAGCAAGCUCAUCAUCCCAAGAGAGGCCCAAGUCAGCAGGCUCUGGAUGCUCUGCAAGUUCUGAUGGCUCUUCCAAGAAGUCCAGCAAGAAGGCAACCAAAAGGCCUUGGUCUGGCCUUAGGCGUUCCAACGCUGUUGGAGAUGCUUCUCUCGUAGCUGGAGCAGCUUCCAUUGUAGAUGGCGAAAGUCCUGCUUGGACUUCUACUGAUGUUGAUGGUUCAUCUGAGAGCCCUGCCUUGGCUGACAAGUGGGCAGAUCCAACCUUGCCUGCUCAGAGCUGGGGAAGUCUCCAGGAUGAUGCCGAUUCUGCUUGCAAGGGUGGAGCAUCCCAAGAAGCAGCCAAAUGGGACGAACCGAGUCAGAAGGAUGUUGAAGCUGGUGAAGAGGAGGAGAUGCUGGAUUUGCAGACGUCUCCAUUCUCCUGCAACGAGGAUGUCAGCCAAAAGAAACAGCCACCCCUGCAAUCCUGUAUGAACUUCGGAGACACUGACCUACUUGUGGAUGUCGAUGAUUCAGUGGUUUAACUGAUCAAAAAGACACUCUAUCUCUGUCUACCUAUGUUUCCCUGGAAAUUCAAGUCCAUCAGCAAAUCCCAGAAAAGGGGAAACUUUUUUUACAGUAUAAAUCUCCCCACAAAACUUCUGAUCAAUCAGGCUAAAAACAUGUUGAUGAUCACACGUGUGAUAAACACCCAAGUAUUUUUACAAGUGUGACGUUGAGGAAUAUAAAAAAAAUAAAUGUGAAUUUUGUUCAUCAUGGAUCAUAUAACCUGAUAUAUUGAUUGUUUGUUGAAAUAGUACACAAGAAGAUUUUAUACAAACCUUAACCCAUGCAGAUCCAAUUUACCUCCCCGAUAAAAAUUUAAAUUAAUUUAAAAAAAUUUCCUAGACGGUGAAAAGAGCACCGAGAAAACAAAAAACAGCGGUUUGUCAAAGGACUGAAUUAGACAUCAGACAAAGAAGCAAGGAAUGGAACGUUUUCACGCUUUUGUAAUCUUCAUUUCCUGUUAUACCCAGAUUCUAGUCAGUAGCUGUUUAUUAAAACUUAGAAGAAGUUUAAAUAUUGCUUUGAAAUAUUGGCGUCUUCUGAUGACUAUAAGUAACUGCUCUGAUGCAAAAACAGUGGUUUUAAAACCUGUUUAAAUUUUAUUACAAAGCUUAAAUUCAUUUAAUACUGGUAAAACAGAUAAAUAGAAUAGUCAACUAACAAAACAAAACAAAAUGAAAACAAAAAUUACACUGAUUAUGAUCACUAGACAACGAAGCCCUUGGAUUUCUGUGGAAUUUGGCUUCAUUAAGUUUCUGAAAAUUAUCUGAAAAUUGUCCUGAUAUUUAAAAUAUAAAGAUAAACCACAUAGCAUGUGUGUUAACAAAUCACUUCAAAUUCAAUUGGUUAAACAUUUAUGUUGCAAAUCAUCCAUGAUUUGUGGUCAUGACAGAUUGCCUUGAGAAACUAAUUGCUUCAUGAAACUCAGAUGUGUAAGUAGAAGUUGUAAUCAAAAGAUUCACAAGUUGGAGGUAAUGGACACCAUUAAGAUGGGUCUUUGUCAGUGGCGUAGCCAGGAAUUUUUCAGUGGGGGGCGCUGGGGGGCUGAAACAUUUCAUGGGGGGG